AUGGCCAAGCACCUCAUUAAUGUCUCAGGGACCUCGCCUACUACAACAACUGACGUCAUCCCGUCAAGACCAUCUCCACAUCCGCCACCGUCCGUCAACUCUAAAUGGCCGCAAUGGGCGACCAGCGCCUCCCCCGGCCAGCCUUCCUCCUUGGACGAGUCUAACCGUCGCCGCCCCCUCAGAGUCAGACUUUCCGAGGCUCGGUUCUUCAAGACCGACCUAGAGACCCAAAAUGCUCCCGGAGCCCCGUGGGUGCGCAUGGGAUCCCCGAUAUAUAAUAUUGAUCGAGACUCUCACACCGCCAUUGCCGCCUCGAUGAUCACCCGUCCAAAGUCCGUUCCCUCCAGGAGCAACGGUGGCGAUCCUCGCCCUCACGACCACGAGAUCCUACUGUACAACUUGCCCGAUCUGACGAACCCUAUUGCUCGGUGCGGCAGCGAUGUUUGGGAGAAGGACAAGAAGACCGGCACCCAGGCGGCCCAGCCCUGGUACCAUCCCUUCACCCACGACAUGAUGCAAGUGGCGCAGGUGGUCGAGAUCAAGCACUACCCCGAGGAUACCGUUGGGGGCAUGCGUGUCGUCGUUGUCAUCGCCUUCGGACAGCGUGCUCGUCCCUGGCUCAAUAACGCCACCGACGCACACAUCCUUGGCGUUUGGCUGAUGCUCAAGGUCAUUGAGGUGAGGGUACCGGUGAUACCCAUGACCCGUCUGUCUAAUUGGAUGAUGAAUCAUUUCCGAUCAUCGUCAGGUCUUGAACCCAAGGUGGCUAGGGAGUGUUUUCGGAUCAACCCCGACAAUGUUGUCAAGUACGAGAGUCUGGAGCCUCGUCAGCAUCAGAUUACAAUGCACGGACGCAUCGUCAAGCUUUACUCUGCGCCUGAGCCUCCUCCACUUCCGGCGGCUACUACUGGAAGCGGUCAACCAUCAACAACUAUGGACAUGGAUACUGGGAGGAUGGUUGAUUGUAUCGCCAUUUUUGGCACGCAGAACUCGGAAGCGGCAUCGGCGAUGGUUAUCAAGAAGGUCCUUUUUUGUGAUGACGACGCAUCGGACUAUGGCAGAAAAACUUACUCGAACAAGGCUGUGAGUCGUGGAGUGAGCUGUAUGGCGUUGUUUCCAGAUCACAGUGGAUACGAGCACUAUCUUGUUUUGUUCAACCAGCACGGCAGAGGUAUGGUGUGGGAUUGGGUUCACGAGAAGCAGAUCACGCAACUCCACAUGCCCAGCGACAAGAGCAAGAGUAAUGGAGACCGGAGAGCUAUCGAUGAACCAGCGAACAUCGGAGUCGUUACUGGCAGUGCCUUGGCAACGGCUGGAAACCCGGCGGGCAAUGCUGGCGGGGGCGGGGCUUCUUCUCGUCGCCGCAGAGUGUAUUAUUGGGGCGUGCAGGUCAGCGCAGCCCUAGAGGUCUCUUUCCCGGAGGAUUUGAACAGUGUUGGCAACAGCGACGGCACUUUCAGGAUUGUCACGAUGGCGGAUGGUGAAGACGAUGAGUGGGAGUCGUGUUGGUGGAACAUUACCUUGGUUGAGUUGCAGGGACCAAUGACAUCGCUUCCAGCGCCACCGAUCAUCGAUAGGAACAAGUCAGGAUCGAGUUCAAAUGCGAACAACGCACCCAAGCCCCCUUUGAUUUCGAGUGUCAAGCGUUUUGAGCGCAAGACCUACGGCGUUUGUAUCCCCGAGCAACAAAUAACACAUUCAGCCGAAGACAACAAACCUAUCCAGUUCAUUGCGUACGUCAUCUGGAAUCACUACAGAAUCGGUUUGUCGUCGCGGAUGGGUAUCUGCAUGGUGGAUUUGGAAGAGCCCGAGUCAGAACUUGUUGCGGAUCGACAAUGGAUCACAUUCCUGAAGGACCGUGAGGAUCUGAUCGACAUAGCAAUUUUUGGCCACAACCUCGUCGUUACUCUCAAGACUGGCCAUCUCGUCUGGUCGUUCUACGGACAAGACGUGGCACCGUUCGUGCCCAAGGAAGGACUCGGUCUCCGCAUGGACAUGGGACAUAGUUUGGAGAGUGAUUGCAUGAACAAUAUACCUACCCUUGUGCAGUAA
Linnemannia hyalina is the source of this 2052-nucleotide messenger RNA. NCBI's taxonomy places the organism in Eukaryota, Fungi, Mortierellomycota, Mortierellomycetes, Mortierellales, Mortierellaceae. The record is from the annotation of a GenBank genome assembly.